Messenger RNA from Chaetomium strumarium, 4289 nucleotides. RefSeq lists its product as uncharacterized. The coding region runs from base 246 to 3809 and encodes 1187 amino acids. The transcript has 4 exons. Lineage: Eukaryota; Fungi; Ascomycota; Sordariomycetes; Sordariales; Chaetomiaceae. The record is from RefSeq and is a predicted model, not a curated record.
CUCUCGCAAACAGGUCGAGGCGACAUCUCACUCGGAGCCUAAGCUUUCGUAUCUGACUGAUACCAUAUCUUUCUUGCGGCAUGCUAGCUAGUUAGCGCACUUGUCUUGAGGGUUUCAGAUUCAGCUUUCUCUUUUCCUUCGCUUUACUAACGCCGUUUCCCAUUGUUUACUUUCUCCGUGCGACGAAAGAACCCGCGACGAAAGAACCCGCGACGAAAGAACCCGCGACGAAAGAAAACGCGACGAUGGGAAUGCGAGGAGGCCCGCGUCUCCAGGUCGGCUCAGCCGCUUGGAUUGCGGAGGAAAGGGACUCGGCGCUGAAUAUUGCACGUUCCGAGAUUGAAGAGUUUUCAUUCUCCGCGCGCAAUGAGAUGGACUGGCUCAACGAGCACAUGGCCGAGAUCUUCUCCGAUAACCAAAUGAAUGUCGCGGAGCUGUUCAAGACUCCCGGGAAGUUGCGUGGGAAGACACCUCGGACAACGAGGAAAGCAGAGCCUGGGGGUGUGCGCGUGCCACUGUCACAUAUAUUCUCUGCUACACCAAAGGCGGCACCGAAUCCUUUCGCCCUGUCCAACUUAGCACAGCUCAGGAGUCCCAAACUCCGGAUACCGGAGGACAAGCCUGCGCCUCCCGUUUCCCAACCAGACAGUCCAACCAAGGCGCCUGUCGUGCAUCCUCCGUACCAGGUGGAGUCCCGACCUCCCAUCUCCCUCGCAGAUUCGGGCUACCAUGGGAGCCAGUCCCAGGAUACGAUGCCGUUCGAUCAUUUUGACAAGGAUGUCGAGAUGUCAGAUGGUCCCGGUAGUCCUCCACAAGACCUGCCGGACUCAGACCCUGUUUUCUCGCCCACAAGCGCGUCAGGAGAACAAAGAAGGCCGUCGGUUACCUCGGUCGAGGAAGCUAUCCAACCAGCCAUCGAGAGCCAGACGUGGCAAGACACUGCCGCUGAGAUGACAGUGAAUGUUGCACCAACACCUUCGUCUUCACCCAAAAGAUCGAGGACUGGCAGCCCGCUGAAAGGAAGCUCGAAUCAAGUGGAGGAUCUCGAGGAUAAUGGCGAUGGGCGGAAUGCUCCCACACCGGCGGCCUCACCACCGAAGACAUCAAAACUGGGUAGCCCGCAAAAGGGAUCCUCAAACCCAACCGUUGGCCUGGAGACUUCCGACAUGCGCAGUGCGCGAACCCCUUGGUCCUCUUCACCCAAGACCACCAGGGCAGGUAGCCCACAGAAGGGAUUUCCGAAUCCCACAGAGGAUCUCAAGCUUGCUGGCGAUGAGCGUAGCAAUGAGCACUAUGAUCCUGAGGCCGAGGAGGUUAGGUCGCCGUCGGACGCGUCAAGCCCAAUCAGACCAAUCGUGCGCAAAAGCAGUCUUAACUUCGCGUCCCUCCCUGCCCGUGAACCGCUGACUUCCAAGAAGAGCAUCGGCGGGACUCGCGUUUCCAGGACAAGUCACCUGGACUACAAUCGCCAGAGCUACUACAACCGCCACACAGGAGGGAAAAGCCUUGGAGGGAUAGUCCGGCAAGAAGCCUCAGACGACGACCAGGAUGAAAUGGACACCGAUAACGAGAUCGCGGCCCGGGACGAAAAUGCGGAUGCGCGCGUUUCGGCAGACAGCAAGACAUAUACACAGCGGCUACAGGACCAGAUCAGCAUGCUUGGAAAAGCGCAAUCCACUGGAUCGCGCCCGUCCAAGUCUCUUGCGAACUUCCUACCCUCACAACAGGGUGCGCCGGCUUCGCAAACUCAACCACCACAAGUGGAGCCUGCCCUGGAGAACAAGAAGCAGUCGCCCCAGCCGAACCCUUCAGUUCGUGCCCCUGGCGCUUUCCCCGAGGACGAUGCUGACGACUGGAUUACCCCCCCUGGUAACACUGCGGAGGCCGCUCGCCAGGAAACACUGCCCUCAGCUACUGCCCGUUCGGAUGUCCGGGAAGGCUCCUCUGGAAAGGAAGCAGUGACCGCCUCCUUGCUUCAGUCGCCUUCAGCGAACAGGCCCGGCUAUCGUCCGGAGGCCUCGAUCGAAUCUUUCAAGACAGCAGACAGUGUUGUCUACCCAGAUCUCUCGCAGCAAUUAGCCCCCACGUCUUCCAACAACACGCGGAGGACCAGAGCCUCUGCCGAGAGAGAGAGACAAGAGGCCCAGCAGCGAGAGGAGAAGGAAGAGCGAGGGAAGGAGGCCAAGGAGCGGGAAGAGCAGGCCAAGCGAGUGAAGGAAAAGGAAGAGCGCGAGAGAGCGUCCAAGGAGCAAGAGAAGCAUGCCAAGGAGCGCGAGGAGGCCAAGGAACGUGCAAAGGCGGUGAAAUCACGAGACGAGGAGGUGAUGGAUCAAGAGAUGACAGACGCCACAACUACUGCACCCCCUCAGUCGAUCCCUCGUCCUACAACCGCUUCGUCUAUGCGCACGCAAAGCAUAAAGAGGCCUUUGAAGCCCACAAAGGAGACAAUCACAAAGUCGAAGCAGGCUCCGACCCUGAUCCGAGUCAAUACCACCAGCUCCCAGCAGACGCAGUUUCACCCGUCGAACAGUGUCCUGUCCACCAUGCUCCAGGAGACACUGGGUCAACAGCCUGGGUCCGUGAGGCAGCCGAACGGCAAGGCGAGCCAGGCCUCCCUUCACGGAAAGCCGUCCCUACACAGCCUCAAGAGUUCCGUUUCCUCCUCCACCGGACGCCCCAAGGCAUUGGAAUUGGCGGCCAAGCGGAAAGAGCAGGAAGAGCGCGAGGCGCAGCGCAAGCGGGAAACCAAGCUCGAAAUGGAGCGCAAGCGCGCUGCCCAGGAGGAAGAGCGCAGGCAGGAGCAGCAGCGGAGGCUCGAAGCAGAGCGGCAGAGAGAGGAAGAGCGAAAAGCAGCCCUGGCCAAGAAAGCUGCCAUUGAGAAGGCCAAGCAAACCAAGGCGCCUCCUCCAGCAGUCAGAUCGCAACCGAACGGGCCGCCAGAGUACAGCCUGGCGGACAAAGCGCCCAUGAGACCACCCUCCCGGCUCGGCUCGACAAUGCACCAAGACGGGCGCCUUGUGAACACGGUGCUGUCCAGUACCGCCAAAGGGCCAAUGAAGCGGCCACUGCAGCAGGAUGCGGGCGAGGAGAGCUCAAGAAAUCAGCCAGCGCGGGCCCUGCCAUCGCUGCCCGCCAAAGAAGGCAAGCGCCUACGCAUGAGCGAAGAAUUCGAUGAAGAGCUGCACAUGGUGGAGAGUCACAGUCAACGGACCAUCAAGGGGCCUCCCGUUAGGCCCUCAGGUGGGCUCAAGAAGGAUCUGCCCUCAAAGCCAACGUAUGCCAGCGGCUACCCUAACGCGCAUCCACUCGGGCUGGCACAGUUCUCCAAGGGCGCAAUCCCGUUCGCGCCGAACCCCAACCACGCCGGACCGGCUCACCACAAGACGCCAGCGCGGCCGGCCGGCGGCGCAGUGCCCAAGUCCGCCAAGUCCGUGGCCCGCUCGCCACGCUUCCAGAACGGCGAGACGAUCGAGCUGCCCGACAUCCAGACCGACGACGAUAGUGACGACGACGAUGGGCACGUGGCUGUGGCGGCGUGGGCGGACUCACCCGCUCUCAAGGCGGCGCUGCUGGCGCAGGAACGCGUCGACCCAAUGCAGGUGUUCGGCCCGCCGGCGCCGCUCAACAUGGAGGAGGUGUUCAGCAAGACGAAGGACAGGUGGCACAAGUUCCGGGCGAGGACGAGCAGCGCGAACUGGAGUGGGACGGACCGGCUUACCGAAGAUGACAUUAGGAAGGAUAUGGCCGCGAGGGAUAAGAUGCGCCGGGAAGGGGGCUGGUCGUAUGAGCUUAGUAGGGACAUGUCUUAGGUUCACUUCUAUGGAGGUUCAGACUCUGGUAUCUAGCGUAUUGUUUGAGGACAAAGGAUUGUAGGAUAGACUUAGGCUAUGGGUGCAUUUUGGCGUAUUAUUCUUUGCGGGAUGCGAGGGUCUUAGCAUAUCCAUCGGGCUGAUGGUAGGGUUACGGAGUAGGAAGGGCGGUCAUAAUGGUUCUCUAACAGACAUUCCGGAUCAAGAACUUGGCCAUCAUCAACGCUGUUUUGAGCAAUUCUGACAAGAAAAAUCCAGGAUGUGUUGAUUCAAUGCUUGUUGUGAUGCAGUCCUGACCUUGUGUUACCAUUACCGAGGUCAGCGAGCAGAGUACGCUCCGUCAAGAACGUUGAUCUUGGCACGUGGUUGGUAACGUAACACUGGCGGUGUGACCCUCCGGGUUUUGUGGGAAGCAGGAUGAAGGAAUCUAGAAGGCGCCGACUUGGAACAACACCUAGCACAUGACUGUCAAUCGGGCUG